Molecule: messenger RNA, 423 nt
Organism: Cladophialophora carrionii CBS 160.54
Lineage: Eukaryota; Fungi; Ascomycota; Eurotiomycetes; Chaetothyriales; Herpotrichiellaceae
Exons: 3
Coding region: 1-423 (140 amino acids)
Source: RefSeq, a predicted model, not a curated record
AUGAGCGACAAUGGGGAUAUGGAACAAUCUCGCCCAUCGAGAAAGGCGCCUGCGGCUCGGCAGUGGGAGGAAGCUCGUCCCAAGAUCAGGGACUUAUAUAUCAUCCAAAACCUAAAUCUCUCUGAGACAAUGGCAGAAAUGGAGAAGGGUGGAUUCUCGGCCAGCGAGGAACUGUACAAGGAGCAGCUGAAGCGGUGGGAGAUGGGAAAGAAUGCCAAAAGGCAAGACUGGCUCGCGUGGGCAAAGCUCUACCUGGAAAAACGUGCUAUCACCAACAGUUCUGAAAUUUACAUUCAGAUACACAACAAGAUUCGCCGCAUCCAGGAGCUUCGGAGAGAGAGCAUUCCCAGACUGCUCCCUUUGCACCCGAGCUCGAAGCAUCAGCGCGUGGACGCACAGAACAUACGACCUUACUGUCCUUAG